Molecule: messenger RNA, 2439 nt
Organism: Pundamilia nyererei
Lineage: Eukaryota; Metazoa; Chordata; Actinopteri; Cichliformes; Cichlidae
Product: calcium-activated potassium channel subunit beta-4
Exons: 4
Coding region: 182-970 (262 amino acids)
Biological process (GO): potassium ion transport; detection of calcium ion
Cellular component (GO): voltage-gated potassium channel complex; membrane
Molecular function (GO): calcium-activated potassium channel activity; potassium channel regulator activity
Source: RefSeq, a predicted model, not a curated record
GGGAGGACAGAUGAAGCGCUUACAGAACGAAAGCGGUCGCGUUUAAACUCAACAGUUUCUCAGCACACAGCGAGCAGCGCCUCCUCCUCGUCUUCCCCCUCCUUCAUCCUCCGUGCAUCCAUCCUCCUCCUCCUCCUCCGUUCCUCCUCUCCAUGCCGGCGGAGGUCUCCGCGGGGCUGCCAUGGCGAAGAUCCGGGUGUCGUACGAGUACUCCGAGGCCGAGGACAAGAGCAUCCGGCUGGGCUUGUUCCUGAUCGCCUGCGGGAUCCUCAGCCUCUUCAUCCUGGGCUUCUGCUGGCUCAGCCCGACCCUGCAGAGCCUCCAGAGCAAGCCGGCCAACUGCACGGUGGUGUCGGUGUUGCGUCCGGAAGAGAUGUUUGAGUGCGUGUUCACAUGUGGAGCAGACUGUAAGGGAACGUCGCUCUACCCCUGCCUGCAGAUCUUUGUCAACAACUCCGAGUCCAACUCUGUGGCUCUGCUGCACUUUGACGAGCAGCAGCUGGUCCUCAACCCAAAGUGUUCGUUUGUGCCUCCGUGUGAGAGGGACAACCAGAAGAACAGAGACAGCGUUCUGUGGUGGGAGGAUUACUUCACCAAAGAGGUCAACAGCCAGUCGUUCAUCUGCUUCUUCAACCAGCAGCGGCGGCCUGAUGACGUGUUGUGGCGCCGUUCCCAUGACACCAGUGUCCUGUUACACUGUGUUCUUUGGCCAAUGGUUUCCCUCCUUCUGGGCACACUCAUUGUGCUCCUGACGGUAUGUGCUCGCUCCCUGGCUGUUCGAGCCGAGGCCCUCCAGAAGAGGAAGUGCUCCUAUGAGGUCUGCCAAGACCUGUCUGCCAUGCCACCUGACCGCUGCGGCAGCAAGGCCAGAGACCCACUCACGACAAACUCUGACCCCGAGCUGUCAUCGCCCUCAAGGACCCUGCCGCUGUUUGCGGUCCCAGUGCGGCGCAGAGAUCGGGAACAUUAGAGCGAGCAGAAAGAUGUUUCUUCAGCAUGAAAUCACUAAGAAUGCCAAUGAGCCGGUGGGCGAAGUCGACUUAAUGGCUAAAGACGCCACCAACAACCCAUUGCUGUCCGGACUGGUUGGUAUGAUCAGAAUGUUUGAAUGAGGUGAAGAUGAGGGGACAUCCACUGUUGCCUAUAGAUUUCAGCAGGAAGACUAUACAAAACUUCAGACUUUUUCCUGAUUUUAGCUUAAAGUGGAUCAGUGGAAAUCUUCUGACUAGCAAUGAAAGGCUGUUUAAAUGAGGGUAGUUGGUGUUGGGUACUGAUAGCUGAUUCUACUUUGGGUCUGGUUUCUCAUCAUCAAGAAACCCAGACUUAUUAAGUUCUGGUGUUUUAAGGGUCUCUUAUCAAGUAUCUUUAUCUGUUAUACUUGUUCAGUCAUUUCAGCUUACUUGUGAGCUCCAAUAUUUGGAUUAUAUAAUUUGUUAUAAACCAGCUAUAUAAAUAAGUUUGUUCCAACUAUUAAAUGGGAAAAAUCUGUAUUCAUCAGAGAUCUUUCAGUGAUCAUCCAUCAGUUUCUGGCUUCGUCCAGCAGCAACUAAUCACAUAUAGAACAAUAUAUGUUCAAGAUAUUCUGGGAAUGGGCUAAAAGUUAUUUAAAUUUAACCAUCUCCAGUUCAGAUUAUUGAACUGGAAGUCCCAUUAUGACCUACUUUUGCCUCAGCGAUGAGAGCUGGAUCUCCUCCAAUCUCAAAACGAUAAACACUGAUCUUAAUUUCAAUUUUAGAAAAGUGGACAAAGUUGGAUUGAGGUGAGUCUGGCAAAUACACUGUCGCAAGAAAAUGAUUGAGAUCAGCCAAAUUUGAAUCAGGUAGGGUUUUUGAUUCUUAGAAAUUUUUGACACCUUGUGCUGAUCUUUGACUUGUGUUUUUAAGUUGUUAUACAAAGCAUGAAAGCUGAGAUUCUAUCAGAGAUUUAGAUUUAAUAGGAUGCUAUCAAAGCCCAACCCAAACCCUCGCGCUGUGAUUGAUGAUGCAGUCAGGACAAGACAAGCAUAAGGACUGACUCUUGGGAAGUAACUGCUCUUCUGUAGCUCUCUUAUUAAUGUAGUUUCCCUUCAAGUCCCAGUAGCCAUGAAUGUUUCUUAACAGAGGUGCAAAGUCCUGAUGUUACCUUCAGGAUUGUCUCUGCUGUUCUAGCUUGUGCAACUCAAGGCAGUCUUUUGCUGAGAAUUUCUUUCAUCAGUCUUCUAACAAAUGAGACAUAUUACAUAUGUGAAGAUAAAUAGUUGUCUACUACAGCACUUUUAUAGUACAAUUUGAACCCUAUAGGAGCUUAGCAAUGAUUUUGUUUUGUUGAAAAAAGUUUUUACCAGCACACAGUCACAACUGUUGUUUUCUCUUUGAUUUGUAUCAAUGGUCAUAGAAAAUAUCUGGAUUGUUUAGUCGUCUCUUGUGCUCUUGGUUGUUUACUGGGGGGGGGGGGGGGGGG